Molecule: messenger RNA, 2193 nt
Organism: Neopelma chrysocephalum (saffron-crested tyrant-manakin)
Lineage: Eukaryota; Metazoa; Chordata; Aves; Passeriformes; Pipridae
Gene: FKBP8
Product: FKBP prolyl isomerase 8
Exons: 9
Coding region: 47-1459 (470 amino acids)
Molecular function (GO): peptidyl-prolyl cis-trans isomerase activity; protein binding
Source: RefSeq, a predicted model, not a curated record
AUCAGGGCUGGUGUCACAGGACUCCGUGCUCUGCUCAGAGGUAGCGAUGGUGGUUGUGGUGCUUUUGGGGACGGGGUCGAAAUCGUCGUCGUCUUCCAGGAUGGGAGAUUCGUGGAUGUCUGGAAGGGAAGAGGCAGAUGUCAGUUCUCUGACACCGGUGGCAAGAGAUACCCCAGGAGAGCAAUUCCCUAAUUCUGCACGUGCUUGCUCCGCCGCGAUGGCGUCCAGCGGGGAGGAACCGGGGAGCGGCUGCCCGGGCCGGGUGGGCACCGGCACCGAGCCGGCACCGGCGGCCGAGGCGGCUCCGCUGGACACGGCGGAGGAUUUCGAGGUGCUGGAAGAGGAGGAGGAGGAGGAGGAGGAGGAGGAGGAGGAUGACCUGAGCGAGCUGCCCCCGCUGGAGGACGUGGCCCGGCCGCCGGCGCCGCCGCGGGAGGAUGCGCAGCCCCCCGAGCGGGGCGGGGGGGACGCGCCCGGGGAACCCCAGGAGUGGCUCGAUGUUUUGGGGAGCGGCUUGCUCAAGAAGAAGACGCUGGUGCCGGGCCAGGGGGUGGACACCCGUCCCCGAAAGGGCCAGGACGUGACAAUCCGCCUGAAGGCCACGCUGGAGGAUGGCACCGUGGUGGAGGAGGACCCUGCCCUCACCUUCACGCUGGGGGACUGCGAUGUCCUGCAGGCUCUGGACCUGUGUGUGCAGCUCCUGGAAAUGGGGGAGACAGCUUUGAUUGUGUCGGAUGCCAAGUAUUGCUAUGGCACUCAGGGCAGGAGCCCUGACAUCCCACCCAACGCAUCCCUCACGCUGGAGGUGGAGCUGCUGGCGGCUCGGGACGCCCCAGACCUGGAGCUGCUCAGCGGGAAGGAGAAGGUCGAGCUGGCCAACCGCAAACGGGAGCGGGGCAACUACUUCUACCAGCAGGCAGAUUAUGUGCUGGCCAUCAACUCCUAUGACAUCGCCCUCAGGAUCAUCGGCUCCAACUCCAAAGUGGAUUUCAGCCCGGAUGAGGAGGCCGAGCUGCUGGACGUGAAGGUGAAAUGUCUCAACAACCUGGCGGCCUCGCAGCUGAAACUGGACCAUUACAAGGCGGCUCUCAAGUCCUGUAACCUCGUGCUGGAGCACCAGCCAGAGAACAUCAAGGCUCUCUUCAGAAAGGGAAAGGUCCUGGCUCAGCAGGGUGAAUACAGGGAGGCCAUUCCCAUCUUGAAGGCGGCGUUGAAGCUGGAGCCUUCAAACAAGACCAUCCACGCCGAGCUCUCCAAGCUGGUGAAGAAACAUGCGGACCAGAGGAACGUGGAGACCGAGAUGUACAGGAAGAUGCUCGGGAAUCCCAGCGCCUCCGGCACCCCCAGGAAGUGCAAAGACAAGCUGCCCUGGUCCAUCCCCUGGAAGUGGCUCUUCGGGGCGACGGCCAUCGCGCUGGGCGGCGUGGCCUUGUCCGUGGUCAUCGCGGCGAGGAACUGAGGCUGGCGCCGGGGCGGCCCCUGGGCACGGGACCAGCACCGGGCCCCUGCCUCUCUCUCUCUCUGCGCCGAGGGGCUCCCCCACCCCUUCCCGUGGACUGGCAGCUGCAGGAACACGGAUGCUUUCUCUGCUGGAGGUGCCGGGUCUCCCUCCCGACAUUCCCCGUAUCCCUCCCGGCGCGGGCGGGCGCAGCUGCGGGGAUGGAGCCGCGGGCAGAGCGGGGACCCCCAGGCACCCUCCCGGCAAUCAGGGGCUCAGCCCCCGGCCCCGAGCGUGUCGGGGGGAGCGGGAGCUCCCACACAGCGGUACAUUGUGGCCAUCCCCAUCCCGGGGGGUCCUGUCCCCUCUCAGCUGGGGGAGGCACGUGGAAGGAAGCUGGGCCCAACUGUGGGAAGGGAAGGGAAGGGAAGCCAUGUGGAUGUGCCCAAGGGUAGGUGCAGCGACAUUCCCUGUGUCCUGAGGGACUCAGCCCUCCCGGAGGCUCCCGCUCCCCUCCCCGGCACAUCCCCAGAGCGUGCAAUGUCCAAAGGAAGCCAAAGAAACCUGUGGCGGGAGGGAUGGCAGGAGGGGAUCGUCGGAGACCCCCUGUCCGGGCUGUCUCCUGUGGGUCCAAGCUUUUGGGGGUCCCUCCCUGCCCUGCCGCUGCCUCAGCUCUGCUCGCAGGGGGGGUUUGUAGCACUGUCCUCCCACCCCAAACUGACUGUGAACUUCCCAAAUAAAGGACAAUUCCUUCA